AUUUUUGCUGUGCAAAUGUAGGCGGGUAUGUCCGAGGAGAAAGGGUUAUCGCUUGUAGUGUAGUUUUGAGGGGAAGGGUUUGCGUCUUGAAAUGCUGGCUGAGAAGGGAAAAGGUGUUGCGUACAAAGAAGAUCGUUGUCGUUUGCAGAUACGUGAUGAAGAUAAGUCGGCUAUUACUCCAAUUGGUCGUUCUUUUGUGCCGUCGCGAUCGUCGCUAUUCGUCGUAGGAUCGUAUAAUGUAAUACCUGGCACUUGAAAUAAGCUAGGACGAUCCGGAGAAUGGCGACAAAAUGACCCUGGAUAG
Messenger RNA from Gamsiella multidivaricata, 304 nucleotides. RefSeq lists its product as uncharacterized. Bases 92 to 256 code for a protein of 54 amino acids. The record is from RefSeq and is a predicted model, not a curated record. Lineage: Eukaryota; Fungi; Mortierellomycota; Mortierellomycetes; Mortierellales; Mortierellaceae. The transcript has a single exon.